Messenger RNA from Zootoca vivipara (common lizard), 3053 nucleotides. RefSeq names its product component of oligomeric golgi complex 8 (gene COG8). Gene Ontology annotation, molecular function: peptide deformylase activity. The record is from RefSeq and is a predicted model, not a curated record. Lineage: Eukaryota; Metazoa; Chordata; Lepidosauria; Squamata; Lacertidae. Gene Ontology annotation, biological process: intra-Golgi vesicle-mediated transport. Gene Ontology annotation, cellular component: COG complex.
UCUGCCACGGAGGACUAGCCUCCGCCUCUGGCUAGCGCGGCCUCCCGGUUGCCAUAGCGAUCACUUCCUGGUCCACGUCGAGGGAGGCCCGAUGGCAGCCCCGGAGCCUUCGGCGGACCUAGAGGAGGCGAGCCUGUUGGCAUGGCUGUUCCGCGGGGCGACCUCGCCGCUGCCUCCGCCCCUGGCGGCGGGGGACGCGGAGCUGGCGACCUACCUGGCGGCGCUGGCGGGGCUGGGCCUGGAGGCCUUGCGGAGGGAACCCGGCCGGUUGGCGGAGGAGCGAGCCCAGCUCGGGGCGCAGACACGGGCCUUGGCCUUCGCCCACUACAAGACCUUCAUCCGCUCCGCGGAAUGCACCGCUGAGACGCGUCGGGGCUUCGGUGGCAUCGAGCAGGGCCUCGACCGCCUCUUGGGCCGCCUCCCACCCUUCUCCGAGGCUUGCCGGAACUUCAUGCAGGAGGCUGAACAGAUCGCCCAGAACCGCCGUAUGAACAGCCUGACCCUGAACCUCCACACAGAGAUCCUGGAAGUGCUGGAGAUCCCCCAGCUGAUGGACACCUGCGUCCGCAACAGUUACUACGAGGAGGCCCUGGAGCUGGUGUCCUACGUCCGCCGCCUGGAGAAGAAGCAUGCCACCAUCCCUGUCAUCCAGGGCAUAGUGGCAGAGGUGCGCCAGUCCACACAGCUCAUGCUUACACAGCUGAUCCAGCAGCUUCGCACCAACAUUCAGCUGCCAGCCUGCUUGCGCAUCAUUGGCUACCUUCGCUGCAUGGAUGUCUUCACUGAGGCUGAGCUACGAAUUACUUUCCUGCAGGCACGGGACAUCUGGCUACGUUCUAUCCUUGCUGCUGUUCCUGGUGACGACCCCUAUGUGCAUAUUACCAAGACCAUUGAGGCCUGCCGCGUGCACCUCUUUGACAUUGUCACGCAGUACCGUGCCAUUUUUGCUGACGAGGAGCCGCUGGUGCCUCCCCCUGGGCAGGACACCCUCAAUGAAAGUGCCAUCUUCCAUGGGUGGGUCCUGCAGAAGGUCUCCCAGUUCCUGCUGGUGCUUGAGCAUGACUUGCAACGUGGUGUGGGCAGCCGCCUUGACUCCCUGCUGGGCCAGUGCAUGUACUUUGGCCUCUCGUUCAGCCGUGUUGGAGCAGACUUCCGGGGCUUGCUCAUCCCCAUAUUUCAGCGGGUGGCACUGGUCACCUUCAAGAGAGCCAUGCAGGAAGCUGUGAACAAAUUCCAGGAGGAGAUGAACUCCUACACGCUAAUCUCUGUGCCGGCUGCUUUGGGCAGCAGCAGCAGCACCACCAUCCCUGUAGCAGUGGCUCCUUCUGCCCAGCCAGGCACUCUGCAGCCCCCCAUGGUGCUGCUAGAUUUCCCACCACUCGCCUGCUUCCUCAACAACAUCCUGGUAGCCUUCAAUGACCUGCGCCUCUGCUGCCCUGUGGCUCUUGCCCCAGAUGUGGCAGCUACCCUGGAGGAUGCACUUGGCCAGGUGACCAAGGUCAUUCUGGUUUUCCACCGGGCAGAGGCUGUGGCCUUCAGCAGCCGAGAGCAAGAACUGUUCAUUCACUUCUGCAUGGCAUUUCUGGAAGACUUGGUGCCCUACCUCAACCGUUGUCUGCAGCUCCUCUUCCCCCCAGCACAAAUUGCACAGGCUUUGGGUGUUCCUCCAACACAGCUGCACAAAUAUGGCAGUCUUGGCUGUGUGGAUGAGCAGCUGAUUCAGGAGCUCCUGGCCUCAGUCCUGCCAGAGAAAGAGACUGUCUAUCCCUUGUCUGAGGAGAAAAGGCUGACUGAAGAAAGCCUAGCACCUCCUCCAUUGGACUUGGAACUCCCUGAUGCCAAGCAGGAAGCAGAUCCCAUCGGGGAGCAGUUUAGCUGGCCGGCAAGUGGCUGGGCAGCCCGUAUCAUCCAGCAUGAGAUGGACCAUAUGCAGGGUGUGUUGUAUAUUGACAAGAUGAACAGCAGGACUUUUGCGAAUCUGCAGUGGGAACAGCUAAACGAGUAAAGCAGGACUGGGCCGGGGGGGGGGGGUAGAGAUAGACCGCUUUUUCUCUGCCUGCUGUUUGUAAGUACUGUAUGUCCAAACCAGUGAAAGGGACAAUAGAAAGAGAAGGUGGGCACUUCCAAGGUGAGGGGGGGGUUCAAUGAUAUUUUUACUGUUUGUCAUCUUCUUUACUUUCCCUAUUUGUGGCAUGAGGAGUGGAAGCUGGGCAGGUAAGCUGGGCAUAAGCAUGCCCUUCUCCCACCCCACAUGGUGCUGCAGGAGUUUAGGGGGCGGGGGAUACUAAGAAAGCAGAAGCAGAAGGGUAGCAAUCCAGUAUCUUUCAACUACUGCAUGGCAUUCUCUUGGCCAGUGCACUGUAUAGCAGCUUGAAGGAAAAUGGCUUUGUCCAAUUUCAGCCAGUGAAAGCUCCAAACAGAGCCCCUCCAAACCAACCCUGAACAACUUGAUCAUCUACUAAUGGGGCCUCUCUCCAGCAGCUCAUGUGGGGGGGAGGGGAAAUUCAAUAAGAAAAAGCAAGGCUGAUCCUGUGAGAUGGCCUUCUCCAACUCCUACCUUGACUAGUGAAGUAGGCUAACAUGCGGGAAGGUGGGCAAACACUUGUUAAAAGCAACAGACACCAACUAAAACUUCAUAGCAAUUCACAAUAAAAAGGCAUUGACCACCUCUUCACCUGUAAUACCUCGCCAUGUUUUACUUCACAACAUAAUAUGUAACUGUAUUUUAGUAAUGUUUUAAGUUGUCUGUUCUUGCUUCAGUCUUCUGUACACCACUUACAGAUAUUUUUAACAGAUUAAGCAGUAUAGAAAUUAAACAAUCAACUCAUAAUCUGUAAAGAGAUUUACAGAUUUACAGAUUAAGUGCACCCACAACCCCCUCCUAGCUAGCUGAAUUGUGCACACAGAGCUGCUGCCCUCAACGCUCUAGCGCCUUCAGCUUGUAGGGAUAUGGAUCACAUCUGUGGUGUGGGAAGGAGAUAAGACUAAGCAGAACAAAGGAGACUACCUUUUCCUUCAUCUCCUGUGGAGAAACUGUGAAACAAAUUGUACCA